AAGUAUAAAUAUGGAAAAUAAAAGAAAAAAUGAAAAUAAUAUCAAAUUCUCUCCGUCUUUCGUGAGGAUUCGAAGCUCUGAAAAAAGAAAUGGCGGGAAGAGCUCAAAUUCCAACAAGCAACUCAGCUCUAAUUGCUAUGAUUGCUGAUGAGGAUACUGUAACUGGAUUUUUGAUGGCUGGAGUUGGAAAUGUGGAUUUAAGGAGAAAAACCAACUAUUUGAUCGUCGAUUCCAAAACAACAGUGAAAGCAAUUGAAGAUGCAUUCAAAGAGUUCACCACAAAGGAUGAUAUUGCAAUUAUUUUGAUCAGUCAAUAUGUUGCAAACAUGAUAAGGUUUUUAGUUGAUAGCUACAAUAAGCCAGUUCCAGCAAUUUUGGAAAUCCCUUCCAAAGAUCAUCCUUAUGAUCCUGCUCAUGAUUCUGUUCUCUCACGUGUGAAGUAUCUUUUUGCUGCUGAAUCGGUUGCAUCUGGAAGGUAUUAACUAUGUCCGACCGGUCUGCUUAUCAAAUAACCAAUUAUGGUAUAGGACCAAGCUGAUGUAGCUGCAAAUUCUGUGCUAUAUCAUACACCAACACAUGGUAUAUCAUCAAUGUACUUCCAUGUGAUUGAUUUUUUAUGCUUGUUGCAGUUCCAAUAACCUCUCCAUUUUAGUGUUUCCUUAUCUCUUAUGUAUGUUGUAUUUAUUGAGUUCCAAAAUCUCAGAUGAGAGUUUCAACUCUUUCAAGAACAAUAUAAAUAAAUUUCUCAGCAGAAACUGAUUAUUUCAUCA
Molecule: messenger RNA, 770 nt
Organism: Durio zibethinus
Lineage: Eukaryota; Viridiplantae; Streptophyta; Magnoliopsida; Malvales; Malvaceae
Product: V-type proton ATPase subunit F
Biological process (GO): proton transmembrane transport
Cellular component (GO): membrane; proton-transporting V-type ATPase, V1 domain
Molecular function (GO): proton-transporting ATPase activity, rotational mechanism
Source: RefSeq, a predicted model, not a curated record